This is a messenger RNA of Ruditapes philippinarum (Manila clam), 1748 nucleotides long. RefSeq lists its product as uncharacterized. NCBI's taxonomy places the organism in Eukaryota, Metazoa, Mollusca, Bivalvia, Venerida, Veneridae. The transcript is spliced from 3 exons. Bases 93 to 926 code for a protein of 277 amino acids. The record is from RefSeq and is a predicted model, not a curated record.
GUUUACGUUAUUAUAUUUCAAUCUUUAGAGGGUAUAUAAGGACACAUAUUAGGUUAACAUAGUAUUCUUUACCUUUUUGUUAUUUGGAAAAAAUGAACAGUUUUCACUCAUUUGUCAGUCUAUUCUUUAUGCUUGUAACAAAUGUUCAACAUGGUUUGUCGGAUGAACCUUUGUCGACAAGACCAAUUGAAGAACUUUUGUAUGACAAAAUGACCGAAAUGAAUUUGAACAUACAGAAAGUGUUUGAAAGACUGGAUAAGAAUGAAGCUGACGCAGAGCGACAAAACGGUGAAAUUACAAGAUUGUUUAUCUCCGGACAAAAAGUGUUGUUUGUCGAGGAAUUAGAAAGAGACGGAUGGGAGAUGGUAUUUCGGGCCUCAUCAAGUAAUGGACAAAACGUUCAUGAUGCGUGGACGAAGGGGGUUGGCGUUUCCUCAUACAAACCCAAAUCUAUGGCAAGAUCGUACUCGAAUCACUACAGAAACAACAUUGUCUCAAACUGGGCCAAUAUUGGGGUAAAGUAUGUCAAGUAUGCCUACUAUGAAAACAACCAAGAAGUUGCUUACGUCAUAUUCAACGGGGCCGGAAGUAAUAUCAACUCUUGGUUUGAUAAACGACGUGUUAUUGCAUCGAGCUACACAGAUCUAACUGCAACCAGUAGCUUUAAUCGCUUCUCGAUCGCUGGAGAUUACAGACCUGGAUCUGGUGAACGUCGCUUUUUAAUCAACUCACACUAUGGUGGUUGUGCUAAAGACUUAGGUCACAUGGUAAUUUCUGAAGAAGAACCCCCAAAUAACUUAUGCAACUGGGAUAACCAUCCAAAAUAUCCACAAUUCCUUUACUCGAAGAUUAACACUAUUGACUAUUGGGGGAGAGAAAUGUUUGGAAGAGCCGACUACAUGGCAAUUUUUAUAAAAUCUGAAUAGAACGUUUAACGAAUGAAUUCUUUUUGUGAAGCUUUAAUCAAAGAAAUAGUAUCAAAAGCUCGCAAAACAUGUCAAUAUCGUAAAGAUCUAUAUUUUUCAUUUUUCAGCUACAUGGACAUUUGAAAGUUAAAAACACACACUCAUUUAAUCACUACAGUAAUUUACAAUUUCAAGAUGUUUCAAAACACAAACCCAACAACUUGAGGAAAAGGUGAUAAUAAAUUUACUUAAAUUCAGAAAAAAAGUUCCUUCUUUCAGUUCCACCCAACAUAUUUUUCCUUUAAGGCACACUCAUUCUUUUACAUGGGACUCAUAUGCCGGUUUUCAUAGAAUGACACAUGUGUGUCACAUUGAAAGUUCCAUAAUCAUCGCUUUAUGAACAAAUAAGAUGUUUCUUAAUCAAAGAAACCACCAUUUUUAGGUUUGAAUGUUUAGUUGUACUUAAGUUAAUGCUUUCCCUUUACAUCUACCAUCCAUGAGCAGCUUCGAUCAAAUGGAGUCUGCAACAUUUUCAAUUUGCCGAUUGUUAAUGUUUUCAUUAUUUUUCUAUUAAUCUUCUUGUCACUAACAUUGUCACUUUCAUAUCCAAUAGUUACAUUUAUAGGUGUUUUUAUGUAAUCUUAUAAUCACUAUACUGAUGGUCAUUAAAUGCAAUCAUCUACAUUCUGCAGGGAUCCCCUUGUACUUUGCAACUAUGCUGCACGAAAAUAUACUCGAGGGUCGUAAUACUUCCAAAAUUACACUUGUAAUGGAAAAUCAGUGAUAUAGAUCUAAGUAUCACACAUCCCACCAAUGUGAUGAUUUAUUAUUCUCAUGCUUAUA